AUGGUAGCCCUUCACUGCGAUGGGUCCUUAACGGCUGAAAGAGCUUCCUCUGGUGAGAUUCUUCGUGAUGAUGCAGGUAUUCUCAUUAUGGCGUUUGCGGAUUGGAAGUUUGUGCAUAAUGGUGAGAUUGAUAAUACAAUUCGGAUUUGGUUGGGCUGGGAUCCGAGUUUUUUUAAUGUUGAAGAAAUUCAAAAAACUAAGCAGUUUAUUCAUGCCAAGGUGUCGGUUUUGGGAACUGCAGUCUCUUUCCUAUGCACUGUAGUGUAUGCUCUCAAUACUGUGGCAGGCCGAAAGGAUUUGUGGGAGGAUGUGGGAAGUCUUGCUAGUGCUAUUGCUACUCCAUGGGCUGUCUUAGAGGAUUUCAAUGUGAUUCAGAAUCAUAAUGAGAAAUUUGGUGGGGACCCUGUUCGGUUUGAGGCUAUUGAUGAUUUCAAAACUUUUAUUGAAGACUCUGGGUUGAUUGAUUUGAAGUGGAAAGGGGAAGCUAUGACUUGGAAUAACAGACAAAGUGGUGAUGCUAGAAUUUGUUGUAAGCUAGACAGGGUGAUGGUAAAUUUGGCUUGGAUGGAUGUCUUCAGAACUUCAGAGGCUACUUUUCACCCUCCUGGUCUCUUUGACCACUCUCCUGUAGUGGUGGCUGUGUUAGAUGAGGCUAAUUUCUGCCCUAAACCUUUUAGGUUUUUUGAAGCUUGGAUUGGCAGAGUUGGGUUUGAUGAUAUGGUUCGGAAGGGCUGGGAGCAGCCUGCUGCACAGGCUGAGUUGUACCAAACUCAAUGCAAUCUUAGGGACCACCCUGAUGACCCGAAUUUGGUUCUUUUGGAGACUCAAGCUAAGGUGAAGUUAUGGGAAGCCUUGGCCAUUGAAGAAAAGUUUUUGAAGGAGAAGUUUAGGGUGAAACAUAUUCAGCUGGGGGAUGGUAAUAAUAGUUUCUUUCAGAAAUCCAUGAUUUGUAGGCAGAAUAGGAAGCAUAUUCUGGAGAUUAAAGGGGAAGGAGGUGACAUUGUUAAGGAUCCUAGCCAUAUUAAAGAUGAAGCUGUCUCUUUUUACAAGAAGUUGUUUGGAUCUGAUUCG
Molecule: messenger RNA, 1071 nt
Organism: Telopea speciosissima
Lineage: Eukaryota; Viridiplantae; Streptophyta; Magnoliopsida; Proteales; Proteaceae
Exons: 3
Source: RefSeq, a predicted model, not a curated record